AUGGAGGGAACGAGCAACGAGAUCCACAGUUUCCUCGACGUGGCCGACCACCUGGCGGCGGAUCACUGGAAUUGCUCCGACAGCCAGGAGUCGCCAUCAGCCUUCGAAUUUUUGAGCAACCUCCAAACGCACCAAGUGGUGAUGCUAUCAAUCGGGGCCGCCUUCACCAUUGUCGUCUACCUGCUCGCAUUAGUACAUUGGUCAUUUGUGUGGAGAUACGUGUCGAAUGAGAAGCGACAGAAUAAGCUGUACUGGCUGAUCACGCUGUUUCCGGUCUCCACCGGCUGCUGCCUGAUCGGCAUGCUCGCCCCACGUACCUCCUUGGUGUUGACGUCAUUAGGAAUGCUGUACUACCUGAUUUGUCUCUUUGUCGUCGUCUCCCUAUGCCGGAAUCUGUACGGCGGGCGGGUGGAGAUCUCGACGACGUUGAGCUACGACAACCGCCCCAUCGACUUCAAGUCGCCGCCAUUCUGCUGUGUGUGCUUUUGGUUGCCGAAGGCGCCGAGUACCGAACGUAACCUGCGUCGUUUGGAGUGGCUUGUUCUCCAAGCCCCGAUCGUCCGAGCCAUCGCCAUCGUCACCAACGUGAUUGCGAUAGCUGAAUUCCGAGAUGCUGCCAAAACCUGGCUCCACUACUCGGAUAUGGGCACCGUGUUCUCGCUCCUGCUGGCGAUUUUCGGCGUUCAUACGAUGGCCCGAGCAACUGCGUACAAACUGCGCGACUACUGCUUCAUGACCAUCUUCCGACUCGUUGACGUCUCCUUCCUCUUCUUCUCCGCCCAGCAACCGAUGAUUUUUGAGAAUGUGCUGCUCCGCUUCGAUCUGAUCAAAUGCGGACCGUUGCUGCCGGCUGUGGACAAUGCUAGAUUCGUCUGCAACUUCGUGAUCCUGUGCGAGAUGUUCUGUCUCUGUCUCCUAGCCACGUGUCUAUUGGCCCCGGAGCGGAACGCGAUGUUCGACGUCUACCGGAUGCGGAAGCAGGCGCUGACUGAUGAGGCUUCUGCGUGCAAGGAGGCGGUGGUGGUAUGUCCGCUGCCGGCUACGGAUAUUCCGGAUAUGGACGUGGAGGAGCGAUCGGACCAUCCGGAUCAUUCAAUGCGACACCGCAAAAAGUUCCACUUUGACUUCGACUCGGUCGAGCCGGAGAGCAGCGAGGACGACAGGAUUAAUUUAGAAACGAAAAAGCCGCCGAGCCCGAAGGACCUUUGGGAGGCGGAGGAGGUCAAGAAGACAAACAUAAAACAAUCGAAACUUUGGGGCUUCGAGAACGAGGAUCUGCCCGAAAUCUCGUCUGCCGAGGUGACGGCAAGGCCCAGAACGCUGGCAACGCCGCCGCCAGUGCAACCGUUCCCCAGCGGAACCGGGCAGGGCAAUGGCGCCAGCGGUCUUGGUGGCAUCGGCAUCGGGGGUGGUGUUGGCGUGGGAGGAAUUGGAGUCAACACGGGAUUAGGAAUCUCUGCUCCUGGAAUCGGCAGCCCGGGCGGCGGUUUUGGAGGUGGCGGUUUCGGCAACGGCGGGCUGGUCGGCGUGAAUUCCGGGCUGGGCAUCGGGAUUCCAGGCGUUGGUCCGAUCGGCGUCAGCUCCGGGCUCGGGAUCGGCAAA
Molecule: messenger RNA, 1602 nt
Organism: Mesorhabditis spiculigera
Lineage: Eukaryota; Metazoa; Nematoda; Chromadorea; Rhabditida; Rhabditidae
Source: the annotation of a GenBank genome assembly